AUGGGUACCGUUUUUUUAUCUUCAAAAGAAUGUUCCAGUGAAGCACAUACAAGCCAACACAUAUAUGAGUAUGUGGAAUCUUGUAUACAACAAGUUGGUCCCGAGAAUGUUGUUCAAGUUGUGACCGAUAAUGCCACAAAUAAUAUGGGGGCGGCGAAGUUGCUAAAAGAGAAAAGACCAUCUAUUUUUUGGACAUCAUGUGCGACACAUACCAUUAAACUUAUGCUUGAAGGUAUCAGAGCACUCCCAAGGUUUAAGAAAAUCCCAGAUCAAGCAAAGAAACUAACCAUAUUCAUUUAUGCUCACCACAAAACCUUGGCGAUGAUGAGAAGUUACACCAACAAAAGGGAAAUUAUCCGACCGAGAGUCACAAGAUUUGCUUCCGCCUUUCUAACAUUACAAAGUUUGUCCGAAAAAAGGAACAACUAA
Messenger RNA from Lactuca virosa, 429 nucleotides. The record is from the annotation of a GenBank genome assembly. Lineage: Eukaryota; Viridiplantae; Streptophyta; Magnoliopsida; Asterales; Asteraceae.